Aspergillus nidulans FGSC A4 is the source of this 1301-nucleotide messenger RNA. RefSeq lists its product as uncharacterized. Gene Ontology annotation, cellular component: anaphase-promoting complex. The transcript has 2 exons. NCBI's taxonomy places the organism in Eukaryota, Fungi, Ascomycota, Eurotiomycetes, Eurotiales, Aspergillaceae. Gene Ontology annotation, biological process: anaphase-promoting complex-dependent catabolic process. The record is from RefSeq and is a predicted model, not a curated record. Bases 102 to 1301 code for a protein of 399 amino acids.
GUUGACUCAGGGCAUAUGAAUAGAGACGCACUAGAAGGCAAAAAUCACCUCGCAUCUUCUAGAUCAGAUUGGCAUUAUCCCAGAUUUGAGAGCCAUCAAUAAUGAUCUCCCUCCCACUCUUCGCACCUCGCGAUGCACACGAACUUUGGUUCGGUCCCCAAGCAGUUCCCUCCUCACAACAAACCGAGCCCUUAUCAUCCUCAAGCUCGGUUUCCGCAAGCCACGCCCAAGCCGCCCGCCGACAUGAUAGCACACAACACCGUACCGGCGGGACUGCCCCACGCCUUGGGGCCUCUGCGCUCGCUACAAGUGACACCUUAGCCGCGCUCAUCCUGGAAGAACGCGCUUUGCGCGCGCGCAAGAACAAUAUUGCGUCGUUCGGAUGCUCCUGGAUAAAACCGGCCGGUUGUCCGAAGACGAUGCUCGGAAUGAAGGAAGAGGAGGCUGAAAGGGAGGAGGCUAUGGCUGCUGCGGAUGCGGAGUUUGCUGCUGCCGCCGCUGCCGCUGCUGCUGCGGCAGGUGGGGAGGGUGAGGAAGGGAUGGAUGAGGACGAUGAAACCGGAAUGGAGAGGGAUUUGGAUGCGGAUAUUCCGGACGCGGAUGAAGAUGAGGAGGGUGAAGACGAUGAGGGACUUAUUGAAGAUGGAGAAGAAGGGUUAGAGGCGGAUGGCGGGGUUGACGAGGAGGAAUAUAUGGAGCGCGAUUUGGAUGAUGAUGUCCCUGAGGCGUUUGAGGAUUAUGAUGACGACGAGGAGGAAGACUUCGAUAAUCAGCCUGAUUUGGACGACGAGAUUCCCAGCGCCGACGAAGGCGUCGAUGAAAUGAGUGAGCUUGAGCAAGAAGAGGAGCAUGCGGAGCGUGACCUGGACGACGAUAUUCCUGAAGCCGAUGCAGGCGAAGACGAAUGGCAGCAUACAGACACGGAUGCUGAGUUUGACGAUGAAGAAGAUGUUAGUUUCUUGCAGCAAUCAUUCCGCACCAGCACGGCCAGCAGCACCAGAGGCCCAUCCCUACCACAAGCGCCAAUGCGGCCGCGAGAAACGGAAGCGCAGCGUCGCUUCCUUCAGCGGUGGAGUGGGGGCGGCGACGUUUUCGACACGAGCAGCCUAAACACAAGCAUGUUGGUCGACGAGUUUGACCAAGAGCACGGCCGUGACCGAGGUCGCGACCACGGACGGGAUCUCCGAGCAUCGCUGGCAAGUCAGACAAGUCGGCGCAGCUCUGGAAAUGGGAGUAUUUUUGGGAGGUUCCCAAGACGAAGAGGGCGGAGCGGAAUGCCGAGGGAUAGUCUUGAGUUUUAG